CGUCUCAUUGGCUGAGUGUGAGAUCUCAGAGUCGCAUCUCCAGCAGCUUCACUGUUUUCCUCCUUACUACUAGGACCACGACAGACAGGCAUGCUCGGUACCGGCAAUUCUCGGGAAGCUUCUCGCGGCGACGGCGCCAGACUACGCGGCGAGACCGAGAGGAAGCGUUUAUCUCUGCGAAUCACACAGGAAGAAGGACGCAAGUGUCAUCGCUUUUGCAACCAUAGUGGUGGAGGACUGGGAGGACUGAAGAUGGAGAGAAAUCACCAACAGCAGACUGAGAUAGAAGAAAAUGCUGUGCUACAACAGGAGCAGCAGCUGCUAAAAGAGAAGAAGGCCAUAAUAAUUCAGAGGGCAUGGCGUACCUGGUGGGAGCGCAAACAAGGCUGGCAGGAGGAGCCGAAGAUCCUCAUGAAUCAUUUUGAGUUGGUGUCACAGGAAAAUGCCCUUCCCGCUGACCUUCCUGCUGGAGCGCUGGGUCAAAACCUCACACUGGUCAAGCUGAAGACACUGCAAACCAUGAAGAUUAUCACUGAUGGAGGAUACCCAUUGCAAAACACCCAGCCUGCUUGGCAAGACUUCCUGCAAGGACAAGAUAUCCUGGAGAAACGAAGCCCUUCCCCUCUCUCACUCUCUUCCUCAGACAAGAUGAGUACUUCAGUGAGCAUGACCACUCUAUCAGAUGGCUGCACUCCUGAUGAAGGCCGUAAGAAUCAUCGCUUCUAUGAUCACAGUGGUGAUGGCCUGGAAGGAUUCAAGAUGGAGAGAAACCCACCAUCCCGAACUGAGGAAGACGAUAAUGCUGCCCAUCUACAGGAGCAACAUCUGCUUAUGGAGAAGGCCUUAUUAAUUCAGAGGGCCUGGCGAACUUUGCUGGAGCGGAAACAAGGCUGGCAGGAAGAGCCAAAGAACCGCAUCAAUCAUUUUGAGUUGGUGUCACAGGAAGAUGCUCUUCCCACUGACCUGCCUACUGGAGAGCUGGGUCAAAACCUCACACUGGACAAGCUUAAGACCCUGCAGAACAUCACCGAUGGAGGAUAUCCACUGCAGAACAUCCAGCACGCCUGGGGGGACUUCCUGCAGAGACAACAUAUCAUGGAAAAGAGGAGCCCGUCCCCGCCGUCCCUCUCUUCUUCAGACAAGAUGAGCACUUCGAUCAGCAUGACCACCCUGUCUGAUGGCAGCACCCCUGAUUACCGGGAGGACGGUAUGGACUUGGCGAGCGAUGCUUCAAGCCGCUCAGGCUCCGAGUCCAACUCGAACUCCAACAAGGUGACCCCAUGCUCAGAAUGCAAGUCGUCACCGAGCCUGGAGCUGGCCGCCCUGGACGACUACGAUGAGGAGGACGAGGAAUUCCAGCAGUAUAAGAAGCACGUCAUCGAGGACUGGGAAAGCGAAUACGAUGCUGACAACCAGAAUGGCCAGGACAGAACCUUGCGGAAGGCAGUCAACGGCCGCAGCCUGGCCGAGGAGAUCCAGGAAGUCAAGAGUUCACCCGCCACUGCUUCCGAAGAACUCAAACAGAAUGGUAACCUGGUCCUGUCCAGGAAGCCCCAGUCUAAGGCCGUUCCCAAGAGCCCUGGUACAGGCGGAGGUGGUGGUGGUAGUAGUAGUGGUGGAGGCGGACUAGGAGUUGGAGGUACAGAGUUCGAAGGGUGCUAUCGCAUCGGGGGUUACAGAGAGGACAGUGUGUUGGAGGAGAGUCAGCUUCCCACCAUGGACUGGGCGGCGCUCGAGAGGCACCUCGCUGGAUUGCAGUUCAGGGAGCAGCAGGAGAGCCACAACAGAAACCUGGGAAGGACAAACUCCAUGAACGCCCAAAAAAAUGAGCGAGAGUCCAUCAGACAGAAGCUGGCACUGGGGAGUUUCUUCGACGAUGGACCUGGAAUUUAUACCAGCUGCAGCAAGAGUGGCAAGCCCAGCCUGUCCUCACGACUACAGAGUGGUAUGAACCUGCAGAUCUGCUUUGUUAAUGACAGUGGGAGUGACAAAGACAGUGAUGCAGAUGACAGCAAGACAGAGACCAGCCUCGACACACCUCUGUCCCCUAUGAGCAAGCAGAGUUCAUCGUACUCCGACCGGGACACCACAGAAGACGACUCAGAGUCUCUGGAGGACAUGGAUUUCUUAAGCAGACAAAAGAAAUUGCAGGCUGAGGCCAAACUUGCUUUGGCCAUGGCUAAACCCAUGGCCAAGAUGCAGGUGGAGGUGGAGAAACAGAACCGCAAAAAGUCACCAGUGGCAGAUCUGGUAACUUCCCACAUGCCCCACAUCAGUGAGUGUCUGAUGAAGAGGAGCCUUAAGCCCACAGAUCUGCGAGAUAUGACCCUGGGUCAGCUACAGGUCAUCGUCAAUGACCUCCACUCACAGAUUGAAACCCUGAAUGAGGAGCUCGUGCAGCUACUGCUGAUUAGAGAUGAGCUUCACAUGGAGCAGGAUGCUAUGCUAGUCGACAUCGAAGACCUGACUAGGCAUGCUGAAAGUCAGCAAAAGCACAUGGCUGAGAAGACACUUUCCAAAUAAUCCCUGCUGUCAUCACCCACAACCUUCCACCAUCAUGGCUUCGAUUAAAGAGAAGAGCCACUUUUCUUUUGCUUCUGUGGAUGUACAAAUACAAAUGACGGAGCACUUCCUGACCGCAGAAAAACUCAAAUGUGUCUCAGUACUGAAAUACUGUUCCUGGCUUUCUGUGCAGUGAUUGGCCUUGCUUCUUAAUAGUCCUUAAUUUUAACUUUUUACAUUUGCCAGCAAAAUAUAUCUGUCAAAUUUACCAAAAAAUAUAUAAAAGAUAUAGUAUGAAAAUUAGUAGAGAGUCAGACAUAAAAAUGAAAAAAAAUAAAAAAAAGACCUCACUGUAUAAAGAAAACAAACUUAACUGCUGACAAUUUUAAGUUGGACAGUAUUUUUGGCCUGUUUUAUUCUGCACAACUGGUAGUUUUGAACUGAAACUUUUGAUUUGAAGGUGCUAAACGUCUAAAAAGGAAACAUGCCUGCCUUGUAGUCGAGUCGUAGCUUUUGGUAAUAUGUUCACACUGAUCGGUAUUCAACAUUUUGUGAAUGUUGAUCCUCUGACACGAGUCAUUUUAAAUAAGUGUGUUAAUAUCAUUUUCAUCCUAUUGUAUUCAGAUUCUUUAUUUGAGGGAAGAAAUGUUUAUGUACAAAUAUGUAAAAUAAAAGAAUAAAAACUUUGUUUCAUAUA
Silurus meridionalis is the source of this 3199-nucleotide messenger RNA. It is a transcript of the gene schip1, whose product is annotated as schwannomin interacting protein 1. The record is from RefSeq and is a predicted model, not a curated record. Bases 91 to 2523 code for a protein of 810 amino acids. Gene Ontology annotation, cellular component: plasma membrane; cell junction. Lineage: Eukaryota; Metazoa; Chordata; Actinopteri; Siluriformes; Siluridae. Gene Ontology annotation, biological process: positive regulation of hippo signaling. The transcript is spliced from 19 exons. Gene Ontology annotation, molecular function: protein binding.